Debaryomyces fabryi is the source of this 3024-nucleotide messenger RNA. It is a transcript of the gene ZCF5, whose product is annotated as Zcf5p. Gene Ontology annotation, molecular function: zinc ion binding; DNA-binding transcription factor activity, RNA polymerase II-specific; DNA binding. NCBI's taxonomy places the organism in Eukaryota, Fungi, Ascomycota, Pichiomycetes, Serinales, Debaryomycetaceae. The record is from RefSeq and is a predicted model, not a curated record. Gene Ontology annotation, biological process: DNA-templated transcription; regulation of DNA-templated transcription. Bases 1 to 3024 code for a protein of 1007 amino acids. The transcript has a single exon.
AUGUCCGAGAAUACGAAGCAGUUAAAAAGUCAAGAUAUGAAGAUUCUAGAAGGAGGAAAGGUGAUGAAGGUGCAAAAAACUAGACAGAGGAAGAUUUUGAGUUGUAUAUAUUGCCAUUCCAAGAAGAUCAAGUGCUCAAGAGUACAACCGGUUUGUAAUAAUUGUGACAAGCUAGGAUUGGAGUGUAAGUACUUCAUUAAUGAACGGGUUAGUAGAGGAGGAAAGAAGCUGAGUCGACUGGUCGAGCCUCAGACGAAGGUUAAGGUGGAAGUAGUGGCAGAUGAAGUUAAACCAAGAGAGCUCGAAGGGGAUAUAAAGCUAGAAAACGUUGCGAGAACAGAUUCGGUGUCGUCUUAUUCGGACCAUAAUAUCUCGCCCAUGUCACCUAAAUCGAAUGAAAAUAGCAAUGAGUCUGUGACGACUAAUGAUGAUAUUGUUUUGUGCAAGGAAGACUCUCAGUUUGCAGAUCUUUAUUUUGGACUUAACAUGCAAGCUCAGUCACCCUUGAACCAGCUUAACCAACCUCUCAAGAAUUUUAAUGGUAGUCCUAUGAACCCAUUAUUGCAGACUCCUGUGAUGAACACGGGAAGUAACAAUAUUACCAACAAUUUCUUCAAUACAAACUAUAUGUCAAAUCAACAAGAUGAACAAUACCAGUUUAAUUUAAGCUCGUUUCCAUUUAAUCAUGAAAACAUUACCAAUAGGUCUGGAAUGACACCACCACCAAUGAGUAUUAUUAACACUAGAGCUCAAAGUAAUUCCAACAGUCAUUCAAAUAGCCACACGAAUCUCAGUGGUCUACUUGCUAAAAGUAACCAACAAAACAGGAGCAAUUUUAUUGAUAAUCAAAACAGCAAUUCAUUUUUGGCUAAUGCAAACAAUAAUAAUAAUAGUAAAGCAGCUGCGAGUCAGUUAAGUAUUGAGAUUAGUAAUUCCUUGAAUCCGUAUUCGUCCAAUCCAGCUACGACUGUUAAUUUCCUUUAUGGAACGAAUACCUAUUAUGAUAACGAGCAUCUUUUAGAUGACUUGCUUAAACAUUUGCCUUCUUCGAGAGAAAGGUCCUUUGAGUUGAUCAGCAGAUAUAUUAAUUCAGUUCAUAUUCUUUUACCUUUAAUGGUUAAUCUUCAAGACUUUAUUGAUGAACAUUCGAAGUACUGGGAUGAGCAUGAUCGUAUGAAAGAGAAUUCUGAUUCUAAUAUAGUAAAAGCAGAUACUCCGUCACUGGGUAAUAACCCUGAUAUUUUACAAUUCUAUACAUUUUAUUUCCCUAUAUUAUAUGCAUCCACUGUUUCCGAGUUUGAAGAAUAUGAUAAUUUGUUAUUGAACCAAGACAUAGAUAAAUAUUUGAAGGGAUUUAACAAGAUCUGUCAGUAUUACAAUUAUCCACAUGGAUUGAGAACAAUCCCAUUAUUGUUAGGUAAUGUAAUUAUCCAGCUGACUUCGCCCAAUCCAUCAUCUAUGGAGAUGUCUCAAAUUAUAAGGUACGCAAAAUUUUUGCAGUUCCAUAAGGAUCCAGUUUUAACAUUAAGAAUUAAUGAUUGGGAAGUGGUUAAAUUUAGACGUUUGCUAUGGUGGGUAAUUUUCGGUUUAGAUGCCUUAACAAGCCAUAAUCAUUGUUUACCUCCAAUUUGCAAGUUUGAUGAUUUUAAUGUGGUCAUGCCUGACGAAGAAGAACCAGUUUUUAAUGAGAAUGGCUUAAUUAAAGAUAAAAAGCUCAAUGUCGCUAUGUUAUCAAUGAAUGUUAAAUUUCAAUAUGAUAGAAUUUUAAGUGAAUUGGUGUAUCAAUUGCAUAAUGGGUUAUCAAAUAAUAUUACCAGAGAGGAAAUUAAUGAAAUUAAGUCAAUGAUCACGAACUUAUUUUAUCAUAUUCACGAAUCAAUUAAUAAGAUGACACAAUUUUAUAAAUUGAACCCACCUCAAACUGUCCAGGAAAUGAAUUUAAUAAACUUUAUCACAAACCAUAGUUGGAGUUUUGUUGAUCGUGCAUUAAUGCUUUUGCAUAAGAAAAUUUUACUUCGUGAUUCGUCAAAGGACCCAAAGAAUGACUUUGAUGAGAAGCAAGGGAAUGAAGCUAUUAAGUACGAGGAUAAAUAUGAGAUCAAUCGUAGUAAGAAUAGAGGAGGAAUUUUAUCUUUAAGCCAAUAUGAGGAUACAUUUGGUCAAAUUCAAGAAUCAAAUAUUAUCAGAAAUUUUGACAAUUCAACUAUAUCACAGUUGAAAUUCAGCCAGCAUGAGAACUUUUCCUAUGAAAAUUUGGGGAACAACUUGAUUCCAUCUAUUUUGCAUAAUUUGAAUGACUUCUUAAAAUAUAACGAUUUUAUUAAAUUCGGUAAAUUUAAUUGGUAUGUUAAAAGAACCAUUCCAUUAGAUUCUAUAAUUUUGAUGUUCAUAAUUAUCACGGUUAAAUUUAACUACGAAUUCAUGACAAGUAAUGAAUUAGUUAUUUAUGUUAAAUUGAUUAAUAAGGCAUUGUUCAUUCUUAAUAGAAAAUGGUUUAAAAAUGAAAAAUAUAAAAGAAUGUUAUCUUUAACGAACUCGGUAUGGAGAUUCAUAUUGGAAAAAUACAACAUCAUUAACCUUAUAACUCAACAUAAUCUCGGUAAUGAAAAUAUAAAGUCCGAAAUUGAAUUUUGCGAUUCUCAGGUUGCUGGUUAUAUGAAUAUGAAUGAAUUAUUCAAUGUUAUGGAUGUACCACAACCCAUUCCUCCACAAGCAUCCCCUACUUUUACACCUGUUGCUAACUUGAGAAAUGGUCUGUUUUCAAGUAAUCAAGAAAGCAUUACGUUCCAGCAGAAUUCAUUAAUAACAAAGGAUCAGUACAAUCUUACUUCAAAUGAUACAUUAACGACGAAUGAAAAUGAUUUAUCAAAUUCACAACAAGACAAGAACGAGUUACGACAAUUGAGCGAUAAAAUUUAUUAUUCAUUAAGAAAUAACUUCGUUGAUAUCAACGAUUAUUGCUCUUUCUAUAUUUCAUUGGAAAAUAUCUUACAUGAAUUAAUGGAUUAUAUUCAUAAAUCUUAA